CAAUUAUGCCCUAAUUGUGAGCCUUAUAUUAAAAAAAAAUUAUGCCCUAAUUCUGAGCCUUAUAUAUUCUAUGUUUGUAGUCCAUCCGAAAACAUAAUCUGGGCAACAAUCUUUCUUGAACUUUUGCGGUCUUUUUAAAAUACAAAUAAAAAUCUGCAAGUCCAGUCACAAUACUACUUAGGGAAUGCAUAAAAACAGUCGGGGAUAUUAAUCUCUCAGGCAAUAUUAAGAGAGAUUACAAAAAAGAGAGGUUUUAGAGGGAAGGCGAAGCGCCAAAGCCGUGUAUAUCUACUACAUUCUAUUUCUCUGAAGUAUCUUCUUUUAGUUAUUUUCGUGGUUAGAAAUAUGUCUGACUCCAAAGACACCCCUGCAUUUAAUAUGGCCGAUCUUGGUGCUUCUCUGAAAGGUGAAAAGGGAAAUGAAGGCUUGGUGUGUAUUUUAAAGGAUAAGCUGCAGACUCUUGUCGGUACCUCGUCAGGGUAUAUUGAAUCACUACCUCACAUAGUAAAGAAGCGAGUGGAGGCAUUGCAAGAUCUGCAGGGUAAACAUAAGGAGAUAGAGACCAAAUUUUUUGAAGAAAAAGCGGCGUUGGAGGCCAAGUAUCGAAAGCUUUAUGAACCUUUCUACAAGAAGCGCUAUGACAUUGUGAAUGGAGUAGUAGAUGUUGAAGAUGAUAAAAAGGAGGAAGAUUCCAAGAAAGAAUCUACUGAUGCUGAAAAGGGAGUUCCUGAAUUUUGGCUAACUGCCAUGAAGAACAAUGAUGUUUUGGCAAUGCAAAUUACAGAACGUGAUGAAGGUGCAUUGAAGUUUUUGAAGGAUAUACAAUGUUCUCGCCUUGACAGUGACAAGGGUGAGAAGGGUUUCAAGUUGGAAUUCUUCUUCAAUGAGAACCCUUAUUUUAAGAAUAGUGUGUUAGCAAAGAUAUAUUACAUGGAGGAUGAAAAUGAACCCAUCCUGGAACGUGCAGUAGGAACUGAAAUUGAUUGGUUACCUGGUAAGAACCUAACUCGAAAGGUCAUGAAGAAGAAGCCUAAGAAGGGAGCGAAGAAUGCAAAACCAGUGACCAAAAUCGAGCAAUGCCCAAGUUUCUUCAAUUUCUUUGAUCCACCUAAGGUCCCUGAAGAUGAUGAUGUUGAUGAUGAUGCUGCUGAGGAGUUGCAAGAUGUGAUGGAGCAAGAUUAUGAGAUUGGAUCUACAAUUAAGGAUAAACUCAUCCCCCAUGCAGUUUCUUGGUUCACUGGGGAAGCAGGUGAUGGUGAUGAAUAUAUUUCUGAAGAAGAUGAAGAUGCUGAUGAAGAUGAUGAUGAGAGUGAGGAAGAGGAUGAAGAUCAUGAAGGGGAAGAAAAUGGCCAUAAAAGUGUUUAGACAAUUUGCUUGUUUGUGUUAUAUUCAGAAAGUUAUGCUUGUUCCUCAAAUAUGGCAAGAGAUUGAUCAUUUAUUUUUAUUUUGCUGGCAAUGCAGCAGAGUGGAUUCAAAAUCGCACCUAGUUUCUAGGUAUGCAUUUGUUUAAGGUGUGGCAGUUUCCAAGUCUGUGGGGUGGUAUUUGUUACGGGCUUUUGUUUUCAAAUGAGUCUGAUUAGGAAUAGGAUUAAUUUAGAGUCAUUUUUUUGGUGGUUGGAUUUAAAAGCAGCCACCUAAGUGCUAGCAAUAAUACAGACAUCAGUAACAGGCGAUUGAGUGCAAUUGCAUUUUUAUAGGUGCUGCUAUUGAACAGAGUAUAUUUCCUGGUAUGUUCAGAGAUAGUUCCUCCACAUUUUGGAACAGUGCUUUACAAGUUUGAGACCUAUGCCAUUAUCAAGAAUGGUUGAGGGCUUUUAUCAUGUGUAGUUUUGAAAUAUAGUUGUCAAUUUUGGAUACUACGAUCAGAUUGUUAGAUUGUC
Messenger RNA from Cryptomeria japonica (Japanese cedar), 1880 nucleotides. Its product is annotated as nucleosome assembly protein 1;3. The transcript has 11 exons. Gene Ontology annotation, biological process: nucleosome assembly. The record is from RefSeq and is a predicted model, not a curated record. Gene Ontology annotation, cellular component: chromatin; nucleus. The coding region runs from base 346 to 1365 and encodes 339 amino acids. NCBI's taxonomy places the organism in Eukaryota, Viridiplantae, Streptophyta, Pinopsida, Cupressales, Cupressaceae. Gene Ontology annotation, molecular function: histone binding; chromatin binding.